Molecule: messenger RNA, 1134 nt
Organism: Hymenoscyphus albidus
Lineage: Eukaryota; Fungi; Ascomycota; Leotiomycetes; Helotiales; Helotiaceae
Source: the annotation of a GenBank genome assembly
AUGGAGAAAUUAAAACUCCUUUCCAAAAGGUUGAAAUCCCGCCUCAAGUCCCUCAAAACCAAACGUCCCCCAACCCCAGAAACCAUACCCGAAAACCUCAUUCUCCAACGCCUCAACAGCGACAUCUUCCUCUACCUCAAACAAUUCCUCACCCCCACAUCCGUCACCUGUCUCGCCCUGACCUGCAAAUCCCUAAUAACCAUCCUCGGCUGCAACCACUGGCGGAGUCUCGAACUAAACUUCAGCACACGAGACUACAAAAAAGAACUCUUCUCCUUACUCCUCCUCCUAGAAUCCGACGAUCCCGAUCUGAUAACCUGCCGCGACUGUCUAAUCCUCCACAAAGGCGAUCGAAACCACUACCUCCCAAUCAACAAAGUGCCCAGGCGAAAACAAGGGUGUUUCUUCCGCGAGUUCAUCAAUGGCGCGUACUUGUACAUCCAUCCGUACUUUUACUACGGCGUCUUUCAGAUGGCGAUGAAGAAAUAUCGGAUGGGAGGGGAUUACCAACCGUUUUUGGAUCUGUUGCAGUUUAAGGGGCAGCCGAGAUUGACCGACACCUUUCCUUCCAAGACUUCUGCUAUUGCUAGGAUUAUCAAUGGGUGUAUGAUCGUGCGGGUCCAAAAAGAUAUUUUCAUUCCGACACACAUGGAACUCCAGCACAUCCUUAAAUUCCAUCUCCCCAUCUGUCUACACAAAAGUCUUUCCGGCCGAGACGAGGAUUUAGAUCUUCCCAACGGGCAGCUUCAUAGAGCUCAAAUCCAUAAGUCGAAGCUGAACAGCACACUCAGUAAGAUGAAGCGUUGCUAUAGUUGCGGAAUCGAAUACGAGAUUAUGAUCCAGCUAUUUGAGGGAAUUGGUUGGGUGAUUCGAGUGGUCAAGUGGAUGGACGUUGGUGAGGGACGGUGGCCGGGCGAUCAAGGGUGGUGGAAAUAUCUGGGGCCCCGGUACUGUCUUCAUGGGCCUUUUCCGCCUACUUUGCGGCAGAUUGCAAGUGACGACCUCGCGUACCAUGGGCCCCUAAUACAAUCCAAGAAAGGAAGUAUUGCUAGGAGGUUCCAGGGAGCUGGAGUUGCGAAGCAUGUGAUAGUGACGAGAGAGGAGAUGGAGGAGUUGCGUGAAUUGGUUGGGUAG